CGGAAAGCCGCCCACCCCCACCGCGGGCGCACACCGGUUGCACCUGAGCUGCCCCGUCCUCCCCCCCGCAUUACCACCGCAGCCCUUCCUCGGGGUCUGCCUGCGCGGCCGGGGGAGGGGGCAGAGAGUGACCAUGCGAGAGAGAGGGAAGGUUUAACCCCCUCGCCUCCCCCCCCCCACACUCAUGAAUUAACUCCCGAGGGGGGGAGCAGCAGAGCCCGGGGACAGAAGGAGCCGGGCAUCCCUCGUCUGCCUCAGAGGCGAGCCAGCAGCAGCCGCAGCAGCACCCGGCUGGGAGCGAUGCCUCUGAGGCUCGCCUGGCUUUGGUGGGGGGGGCUGCUGUGCAGCUGCUGCUGCUCCCCGCCGCCGCCCGCGCUGCCCCUGCUGCCCGCCGCGGGGGCGCUGCUGGCGGACGGCAGCAGGGAGCAGCCGCAGCCUCCAGCCUCCCCCUCGCCGGGAUUCCUCUACCGGCGCCUCAAGUCGCACGAGAAGCGGGAGAUGCAGAAGGAGAUCCUGUCCGUGCUGGGGCUUCCGCACCGGCCCCGGCCGCUGCACGGGCUGCAGCCGCGGCCGCCUCCUCCCCAGCAGCAGCUGCUGCCCCCGCCGGGCAGGCUCAACUCGGCUCCUCUCUUCAUGCUGGAUCUGUACAAUGCCCUGUCCAGCGAGGAGGAGCAGGGGCCGGGGGCAGAGCGCCGCCGCCUGCAGCCCCACACCGCUCACACCCUGCAGCGCAAGACCCUCAUCCCCCAGCCGGGACCCAGCGGCGGCUCCCCCUCGGCCAGCUCGCAGGACAGCGCCUUCCUCAACGAUGCGGACAUGGUCAUGAGCUUUGUGAACCUGGUUGAAUAUGACAAGGAGUUCACACCUCACCAGCGACACCACAAAGAGUUCAAGUUUAACUUGUCCCAGAUCCCAGAGGGGGAGGCGGUUACUGCUGCGGAAUUCCGAAUCUACAAGGACUGUGUCGUGGGGAGUUUUAAAAAUCAAACCUUUCUUAUCAGCAUCUAUCAAGUCCUGCAAGAGCAUCAGAACAGAGAUUCUGAUCUGUUUUUGCUGGAUACCAGAGCAGUGUGGGCCUCAGAAGAAGGCUGGCUAGAGUUUGACAUCACUGCCACCAGUAACAUGUGGGUGAUGAACCCUCAGCAUAACAUGGGACUCCAGCUGAGUGUGGUGACCAGGGAUGGUCUCAAUAUAAACCCUAGAGCAGCAGGCCUGAUAGGCCGAAAUGGCCCUUAUGACAAGCAGCCUUUCAUGGUGGCCUUUUUCAAAGUGAGUGAGGUUCAUGUUCGGACCACUAGGUCAGCCACAAGCAGGCGCAGGCAGCAGAAUCGAAACCGCUCCACUCAGGCUCAAGAUGUUUCCAGGGUAUCUAGUAUUACAGAUUACAACAGCAGUGACCUAAAAACAGCUUGCCGAAAGCAUGAACUUUUCGUUAGCUUCCAAGAUUUGGGAUGGCAGGAUUGGAUAAUUGCACCAAAAGGCUAUGCAGCAAACUACUGUGAUGGAGAAUGCUCUUUCCCACUCAAUGCACACAUGAAUGCCACCAAUCAUGCCAUUGUACAAACUUUGGUUCAUCUUAUGAAUCCUGAAUACGUUCCCAAACCCUGUUGUGCACCUACAAAACUAAAUGCCAUAUCCGUUCUUUACUUUGAUGAUAACUCCAACGUUAUUUUGAAAAAAUAUAGGAAUAUGGUAGUAAGAGCGUGUGGGUGUCACUGACACACAAACAUUCUUCACCCAGACCUACUGUGCAAUUCUACCAUGAACUUCUAGAUUAUACCUACCUGACCUUGGAGAAAGUCGAGAUGAAGCAGACUUCCAAAACACAAUGUGUGCGCCUUAUUAGGGGAAACAGCAGGAUACAUCUUCAUUGACAUGCACUCACUUUGUAAUGGGAACAGGUGCUGGAUUUUUUAAAAAAAUGGAUGUACAGCAUGGCAGUCUUUCUGAUCUGCAAGGCUUGCAAAAAAAGAAAUCUGUCCUGACAAAUUUUGUUAGCGUCAAUCAUUCUCUGUAUGGUAUUAAAGUCCUCUGAGAGUAGCAGAAACUUAAAAGAGGAGCUUGACCUUGUCAGUUGGUCAGUCCGCAAUUCAGUUUUACCAAACCAGCAUUUGCUACAUGUAAGCCUUGAAAAAGUGUCUCCUGUAGACAAAAAGCAAAGCUGUAGUAGUAAAAUAUAGAAAUGAAUGAUUUUAAUACCUUACUAUCAUGCAUUUUAUGUUAGGAAGUGCCUUCUAUUUCAAGAAUAUAGUUGCUACAUCAAUAUGAGUGGUUUCUUCCAGAGGCCAACUUGAUAAAGAGCAUCUUCAGUUUUGCCAAAGCAAGCCUUUGACCCUCUGCAUUCUCCAAACACAUAUGCUGAACCAUAGACUUGACUAGAUAUUUAACUGCACCAUGUAUUAGUUCCAUAAGGAGAAAGCCACUCCCUACCUGGUGUUUUGAGAUGAAUGUUCCAACUAGGCAGUGAAUUUCUAAAUUUGUUCUUGAGCAGCUUCCCACCUUGUUUAGAUUCUAUAACUCCUGCAAGAUGCAUCAACUAAGCCUGUUCUGUUUUAGUCCAAAACAUUCUUUGCUCCUAAACUGUACCACCCCAGAGGAGGCUGCAAUCAGGACAGUUCUACAACUGUAAGUUUAUACAUAAAUUUAGAAGCAGCUCCUGGGCUGGAGAGUGGAUAUGCAGUUAAUGUAAAACUAUCUGGCCAAAAAGGAAAUUGCAUUUAAGAAGUUGGUUUAAAGGAUAUAUUCACAUUUUAGCCAUAGCUUCUAAUAGACUAGUUUUAUUCCCAACAUUAAUAGUAACAAUGAAUGUUUUGAUCAAUGUUAAAACUUGUAUUAAAUACACUUACCUCUAACUCUUGCAUUUAAAAAGGCUUCUUGUAAAUAUAAGCUAUAAUUUAUUGCAGUUGUCAUCCUUGUGCUGUAACAUUUAUAGAAAGACUGGGCUUUUUAA
Messenger RNA from Caretta caretta (loggerhead turtle), 2950 nucleotides. RefSeq names its product bone morphogenetic protein 6 (gene BMP6). The record is from RefSeq and is a predicted model, not a curated record. Gene Ontology annotation, cellular component: extracellular region. Gene Ontology annotation, biological process: BMP signaling pathway. Lineage: Eukaryota; Metazoa; Chordata; Testudines; Cheloniidae. Gene Ontology annotation, molecular function: cytokine activity; growth factor activity.